Molecule: messenger RNA, 1525 nt
Organism: Erinaceus europaeus (western European hedgehog)
Lineage: Eukaryota; Metazoa; Chordata; Mammalia; Eulipotyphla; Erinaceidae
Gene: CAMKMT
Product: calmodulin-lysine N-methyltransferase
Exons: 11
Coding region: 106-1026 (306 amino acids)
Cellular component (GO): cytoplasm
Molecular function (GO): calmodulin-lysine N-methyltransferase activity
Source: RefSeq, a predicted model, not a curated record
GGGGCGGGGCGUAGGGCGGGGCCGGGAGGUCCUGGCAGAGCUACUGGCGGCUGCACCGGGUCCUGGUAGGGGAGUCGGGUGUGGCGGGAGCCGUGCGCGCUUGGGAUGGACUCGUUGGGCGCCCAGGCCGCUGCAGAAGAGGGCCGGGCAGGCUGCGGAGUGGCGGCCGCACGCUGGCAGCUGCUGCGCCAGGUCCUGAAGCGGAAACACCUGGAUGACUCCCUGCGACAUGUAUCUGUGAGGAGAUUUGAGUCAUUUAAUCUGUUUUCUGUGACUGAGGCUGGAGAUGGGAAGACUAAAGCGGAAGCUGAGGCCUGGGUGUGCUACACAAGCGUCUUCUACCCUGAGUUCAGUGUCUACCUGAGGCCCCGCGGCGGACCCCUGAACGUCCAGGAUGUCCUCACCAGCUUCGACAACACGGGCAACGUGUGCGUCUGGCCGUCUGAGGAGGUCCUGGCGUACUACUGCCUCAAGCACCGGGAGGACUUCAGGGGCCUCACUGCGUGUGAGCUGGGGGGCGGCAUGACAUGCUUGGCUGGGCUCAUGGUGGCUGUUUCUGCCGAUGUCAGAGAAGUUCUCUUAACUGAUGGGAAUCCAAAGGCCAUCGCUAAUGUGCAGGACACCAUUGUGAGGAACCAGAGAGCAGGUGUGUUCCGGACGCAGGAGAUAGCAAGCCGCGUUCUGCGAUGGGAUAAUGAGGCAGACGUCGCCCAGCUGGAAGGACGUUUUGACAUCGUGGUGUGCGCUGACUGCCUAUUCCUGGACCCCUACAGAGCCAGCCUGGUGCACACCAUCCAGAGAUUGCUUCGGCCUGGGGGCCGGGCAGUGGUGUUUGCGCCCCGCCGUGGGGACACGCUGGAGCACUUCUGUGGGCUGGCCGAGCAGGCGGGCUUUUCCGUGCAGAUGCAGGAGGACUACGACACACACAUGUCAGACUUACACUCUAAGCUGAAGCGGGAAAGGCCAGGCGUGUAUGAAGAGAACCUCCAUUAUCCUCUCCUGCUGCUCCUGACCCAGCACCAGUAGUAACUCUGCUUCUGAGGAUGUGGGUGGGGCACUGGACUGACACCCAAACAGCCGCCCCCCCCACAUGACCCAAGCUCCAGCCACACGCCUCCCUAGCCCACAGUCCCUAGUCCACAAGCUCCCCCAGCCCACAGGUCUCCCUAGUCCAUAGGCUCCCCCCACCAGCCUACAGGCCUCCCCAGCCCAUAGGCCUCCUCAACCCAUGUCCUCCAGCCCACAGUCCCCAGCCCAGGGCCCCCAGCCUGGCCCACUGGAAGGGGCCGUCCACAAUGCUGCACCCCUUCUGGUCUGCUCUUAGGCCCAGCCUUUGUUUCUAGGUAGCUGUUCACAGUGCACACUUGCAGGGACUCAGCCAGUCAGCCAGCACUGUCCUCCUUCUGAGAAGCCAUCCCCUGGUGCCAGCUCCUUCCUUGGGCUCUGUAGCUUGAUGCUGGUGGGCUCUGUGACCCUCUCUGAGACAAAAAUAAAGACAUCCCAGCCACUUCUGGCUCCACCUGUA